Pelagomonas calceolata is the source of this 1980-nucleotide messenger RNA. Lineage: Eukaryota; Pelagophyceae; Pelagomonadales; Pelagomonadaceae. The record is from the annotation of a GenBank genome assembly.
CAGCUAGACAGAUCGCGAGCGACGUUCUAGCAGCACGGGAGGUGGUUUGUUAUCAAAGCGCGCCAGCGCCAGCGCCAGCAAGGUCUCUAGUCUGGACCGCGAGCAAGUUGGCACGCGCCGCAGGGGUGGCAGCAAGGCCAGCAAUAAAUGGAACCCUACGCGCACCUCAAGACGGCGCAGGAGCUGCGGGAGGAGGGCAACCGCGAGUUCAAGGGCGGCUACUACGACGCGGCGGCGGCCAAGUACCGCGCGGCGCUCCGGAAGGACAACAACUGGGCCCUGCUCCACUGCAACCUCGCGCUCUGCUUCGCGAAGCAGGAGAAGUGGGAGGAGUGCGUCCAGGCCGCGACGGCGUGCCUCGCGGCCCCGAGCUGCGACGCGGCGACGUCGCGCAAGGCGCUCCUGCACCGGAGCCGGGCCUACCGCGCGUCGCCGCACCGGCGGGCCGAGGCCGACCUCGACCACGCCCGGGCGGACCUCGAGCGGGCCCUGGAGACCGACCCGGCGAACAAGGUCUUGCGGCGGGAGCUCGCCGGGCUGCUGAACGGCGAGGCCGUCACGGACGCCGCGCUCCCGGACGCGCCCGCGCUCCAGUUGAGCCUGACCGAGGCCGAGCUGUACGGCCGGGACGAGGCCGCGCGGCGCCGCGACGCGCCGCCCGCGCCGCCCCCGGAGCCGCCCGCGGAGUGGGUCCAGCAGCGGCUGGCCGACGCGCUGGCGCGGCGCCGGGCCGAGCACGACGCCGCGCCGCUGCGGAAGGGCUACGACGGCCACGCGCCGGCGUUCUCGCGGCCGCCCGCGACGGCGGCGGACGCGGCGGCCGCCGCGCGGCUCGCGCGCGCCGCGCCCGCGCGGAUCGGGGGCGCGCCGGCCGCCGCCGCCCGGGACGUCGAGUUCAACCGGGGCUACAAGGAGGUCGACGUGUCGCCCUGGGCCGUGCGGCGCCUGGCGGCGCGCCUGCACGCGGUCGAGGCCCGGCUCGUGGACGACGACGCGCGGGACGCGUACGGCGGCGUCGUGCGCGUCACGCCCGCGAGCGCGGGCGGCGACGCGCUGGCCGUGCGCGUCGCCGGGCGGUGGACGCGCGCCUACGACCUGAACUGCCGCUUCGACUUCGAGGCGCGCCUGGGCGCGCCGCGCACGAAGGAAGUGACCGUGCAGGGGAAGCGCCAGCGGGUCUUCCUGGGCGUGCCGACCGUGCGGGGCGCCUUCGUCGUGCGGGAGCUCACGCACGACGACGGGCCGGACGGGUGCGUCUGCGACCUCGAGUGGGGCCGCGGCUGCUCCGCCCAGCACCUCGAGAGCGACGAGGUCGGCCUCUCGAAGGCGCACGCGGCGGCGCUGCGGAACCUGCUCUACCCGCACGACGGCGGCGCGGUGUGCGAGGCCGUGCGCGCCAUGCUCGCGCGCUUCGUCGAGGACCUGGAGCGCGAGGUGCCCGGCGAGCCGCGGCCGCGGCUGCGCGACGCGUCCGAGGCGGACCACCGCGCCGCGGUCGGCUACGACGCGGCGCCCCUGCCCGAGGACGCGCCGCCGGCGCCCUGGCGCUUCGUCGCGCCGACGGCGGCGGCCUCGGAGCCCGUCGAGGGCGACGCGCCGGCCCGGAAGCCGGGCCGCGAGGGCGACGCGCGCGGCGGCUUCGGCCACGGCAUGAUGGAGCAGUUCGAGGCGCUCCACAAGGACGGCUACACCGUCCUGCUCGGCGGGGCCGCGCCGGCGCCGGCGCCGGCGCCGGCGCCGGCCCUGGACUACUCGCGCUUCGAGCAGCUGCACGUGUCCGACGACGACGAGGCCGACGAGGCCCCGGUCGCGGGCGAGGUCCCGGACCUGACCGGCGCGUCGGACGAGACGCGCGACCUGUGGAACGUGAUCCUCAAGAUCGCGGACGGCGACGCGGCGGAGGCGCGGCGGCUCAUGGCGAACCCCGAGGAGAUCGAGGAGCACCCGCUGAUCCGGUGCCUCUACGCGACGUCGACCUAA